Molecule: messenger RNA, 2070 nt
Organism: Rhinocladiella mackenziei CBS 650.93
Lineage: Eukaryota; Fungi; Ascomycota; Eurotiomycetes; Chaetothyriales; Herpotrichiellaceae
Exons: 3
Coding region: 1-2070 (689 amino acids)
Biological process (GO): nuclear DNA replication; protein dephosphorylation
Molecular function (GO): protein tyrosine/serine/threonine phosphatase activity
Source: RefSeq, a predicted model, not a curated record
AUGGCCACUGUCGUCGUUCAACAACAGCCUUCGGUUCGACAAUCUCCUCCGCCGCCCCUCGGUCCAACCGUCACGUUGAAUCAACCCCGGUCGUCGACGCCUAUUCCCAACAAACAUUUACCGUAUUGUCCACCUGGAUCAGUUCCGUCCUCGUGUCAAAUCACCCCCCCCAACUCACCUCCCUUGAGAACCGUUGCACCUAAACCGACCUCACUCCUCUACCCUCCACAUAACUACCCGAAGUUAUGUAAUUCUCCUCCCAUAUACGGCAUCAGUGCAAAGAGCCUCGCCGAAGCUCUGGAGCAUUACUCCUCCCAACCUCUUCCAAAUCCUUCUUCGGUCUUCCCUUGGCUUCAUGGCCUCCAUCCCGAAAACCAUAUUCAACUGGCUUUCUUUGUGGCAAGGAAGAAGUCGUUGCGAAAGAUUCCAAAAUGCUUGCGAGGUAUAACGAUCAUAAAAGCCGACGGGGAUCUCAGUCGGUCUCGACUAAAAGGUGCCAUUGCGCCCGAUGAGAUACUCAAUCUUUCAGAGAGUAACGGUCGAGGUUUCCUGGAGUGCGAUCCUAGGGAAGGGUUCUCUGUCCGCAACUUCCAUAUUCAAGCGGCUAAAAUGGCCCUAGUAUCCGACAUCGUCAUCUAUGGUGAUGAAGACACUAAUCAUCGGAUCAUAAAGUCCGUCGCAGAGAGGACGGCUUCUGUCCAAAGGAAAUGGCGAAAGGAGUUGGAGAAUAUGGGGCAAUGCCCAGAAACGUUCAACACAUUCGUCCUGACACAUGCCUUCGAAGAGUUCGAACAAGAAUAUCCGGAAUGGGUCGCAGUCAACUCCCACGGCAAAUAUACCGACCACACUCUCGACUUUCUCCAGCAAGAAAGGAGAGAGAUGUGCUCCAUGUCCAAAGCUUCGGAAAUAUCUCUAGGCGUAUUUCAAGGCCCGUCCCCUGGCCCGUACACAGACCCACCAUCAUCGAGUGAUGAUCCCAGUUUCGACCUAUACGUCGAGGCCAGUGACCAUGCGUCGGUUCCGGACGAUAGACUGCUGGCAGCGAAACUGAAGCAGUUGGAAAAUCGAGAAGACGAUGAACCCGUCCAUCUCGCCUUUCCCAGUUCCGGAAGCAUAUUGUCGCCUUCUUGGUCUCAAGCCGAAGUUGACGGUAUACUACGCAUGUGUCGGUGGCUCUAUGACUUGACCCACAGCGUCAAACCGCCCAGCGGCGCCAAAGAUGACGACGGCGACAUUCAGAUGACUGAGUUUAUGCCUCGGCCUCGUCGGGUCCUCUUACAUUGUGCGGAUGGCUACACCGAGACAUCGAUGUUGGCCGUCGCGUAUUUCAUGUAUGCUGAAGGUGUUCCGGUUCAUGAGACAUGGAUUCGGUUACAUUGCGAAAAACAGCGAAACUUCUUUGCCUAUCCUUCAGACGUGGCUUUGCUGAACUCGAUUCAGGACCGGAUCCUGCGGGAAAGUCCAAAGUUUGCUGGAGCCCAGGUGCCCCCCAUGGCAGCACCACCCUGGUUGGCCAAACUCGAUGGUAGUCUUCCUAGCAGGAUACUACCGUACAUGUACCUUGGGAAUCUCACUCAUGCAAAUAAUCCGGAAAUGCUUCGAUUGUUGGGCAUUCGGCGCAUUCUUAGUGUCGGUGAACCUGUUUCAUGGUCCGAGGCAGAACUGCAGGCCUGGGGCAGGGAAAAUCUACUCAUGGUCGAUCGGGUCCAAGAUAACGGGAUUGAUGAACUUACACUGGAAAUGGAUCGAUGUUUGGAGUUUAUUGGAAGGGGCAAGUCUGAUGGCACAGCGACAUUGGUACAUUGUCGUGUCGGAGUUAGUAGAUCUGCUACGAUUUGCAUUGCCGAAGUCAUGGCCAGUAAAGGGUUGAGUUUUCCUCGUGCAUAUUGCUUCGUCCGUGCUCGUCGACUCAAUGUCAUCAUCCAGCCACAUCUGAGAUUUGUGUAUGAAUUGAUGAAGUGGGAUGAGCAACAGCAAGAAAAGAGAGGAGAAGUAGUGAAAAGGGAGCUCGAGUGGGCCACUGUUGCCAGGGAAAUCGCCGCGAUGAAUAGGCCUUAUGCUCGAACUUGA